AAUAAGGCCCAAAAACAAAGGCAACCAGCCAAGAGUAAACCCCACCUUAUUGUAUACGCUAUUUCUGUUAAGCCAACCCUUUUCCUCUCUCCCGCUCACUUUUACUUUUUCCUUCUUUGUCUCUCUUUGCCUCCUUCCCUACUUAUAUGGGGAUCUUUCUUCUCUUUCUUUCACUCAAACAUUUUUCAAUCAAUCUCUCAAUCGGGUUUCCUUCUUUUUUUGAUUUUUGAUUAGGGUUUUGUUCUUCUUCUUUUUAAACCCUUCAAAUUGUUUCUAAUUUUGUUUUUCCCUCUUUUUAAGCCUUCAUUUGAUAUAUUUGAUUUUAGUUAGGAAUUGGAUCGAUUACACAUUGCUAUUUCCCCUCAUAUUUAGCCUUUGAUUUGACCUAUUUGGUUUUAUUUAGAGUUUCGGGUGAUUCUCUUGUGUGAGUAAGAAGAUUUACUCCAUGGGUGAGGCCCCAGCUUUUCUGUUUGAUGAUCUUAACAGAUUUUCUGAAAAUGGUAUUGAUUUGGUUUGUAUGGGUAGGAAAACAACAAAUUUUAUAGGCAACACAAAGUAUGAAAUCGGGGAUCAUGAUGAUUCUGCAUUGUCCAAUGGAGUUAAAGUUUUUGACAAUUCCUUGGGAGAUUGGGUAUACCCUACAGUUUUGGGCACAAAGCCAACUUUGAGCUCUGAUCAUUGGUCUCUGCCACUAGGCGAAGAUCGGAUUUUAGUCAUUAAGAAUGGUGCAACUAUGGAUGAUAGUCUAUGGUUUCUUGAGGUGAACACCCCAUAUGUUAGAAGGCAGAAAAACCUUUGGGGAACUAAUGUAGUGGCUUGGAGUAAAGGAGUAAUAGGGUAUCCUGGAAAGCCUAUUGUCAUUAGUGGUCCUUCUGGUGUGGGCAAGGGUACUUUAAUAGCCAUGCUCAUGAAGGAGUUUCCUUCAAUGUUUGGAUUCUCUGUUAGCCACACAACGCGUGCUCCCAGAGAAAACGAGAUUAAUGGAAUUCAUUACCAUUUUACCGAGCGAUCUUCGAUGGAAGAGGAUAUCAAAAACGGGAAGUUCCUUGAGUUUGCGUCAGUUCACAGUAAUUUGUACGGGACAAGUAUCGAAUCAGUGGAAGCCGUUGGUGAUGCAGGAAAGAGAUGCAUCCUUGACAUUGAUGUUCAAGGCGCAAAGUCGGUGAGAGCUAGUUCUCUUGAUGCGGUCUUUAUCUUUGUCCGGCCCCCAUCAUACGAAGAUCUCGAGAAGAGGCUUCGUUCUAGAGGGACUGAGACAGAAGAGCAGAUUCAGAAGCGUCUUCGUAACGCCAAGGGAGAGCUCGAACAGAGCAGAACACCAGGUCUGUUUGAUCAUAUCUUGGUCAAUGAUGACCUUGAGGCUUGUUACCAGACUCUGAAGACCCAUUUAGGCUUACACGAAUCUGCUGACAAUACAUACCAAUCUGCCAUGAAGAAAGCUGGUUUUCCUAGGGUGAACUCGGUAUCAAAAGUCGGCACUACAAUAUUCUUAAACUCUUCAAACGCAGACCUCGGCAAUGCAUCGAAGAACUCGCUUGUGCUGGAUGUCUCCUUACUUAAAGGAGGAGCACCCGGACGAACUCGAGGGCUAACAGCAUUUGGAAAGCUCAGCUGACACAAGUCCUCCAAAUGUGCUAACAGCCGAAUUAAUUCUUCAAUUUUGGUUAAUUUUUGAUAUCUUUAGUUUCGUUCACGAUCAAUUACAAAGUCGCAAUUGUCAUUGUCGCUACUAAAUGUCACAUUUUGAGAAAUUAUCGCAAAAUUUAGUGAAAGUUUAAGUGAUUAAUUCAAUAUUCUCUUUUGCAUUA
This is a messenger RNA of Amaranthus tricolor (Joseph's coat), 1808 nucleotides long. Its product is annotated as guanylate kinase 1-like. The record is from RefSeq and is a predicted model, not a curated record. Gene Ontology annotation, cellular component: cytosol. NCBI's taxonomy places the organism in Eukaryota, Viridiplantae, Streptophyta, Magnoliopsida, Caryophyllales, Amaranthaceae. The transcript is spliced from 11 exons. Gene Ontology annotation, biological process: purine nucleotide metabolic process. The coding region runs from base 446 to 1615 and encodes 389 amino acids. Gene Ontology annotation, molecular function: GMP kinase activity.